Messenger RNA from Phytophthora sojae, 294 nucleotides. RefSeq lists its product as hypothetical. The transcript has a single exon. The coding region runs from base 1 to 294 and encodes 97 amino acids. The record is from RefSeq and is a predicted model, not a curated record. Lineage: Eukaryota; Oomycota; Peronosporomycetes; Peronosporales; Peronosporaceae.
AUGUUCCGCCAGACGGUCAUCCGCGCCAUGCAGAAGCGCGGCCUUGAGGGCGGCGCCACCAACGACCGCCAGGACCGGAACCUGGUGCGGAUGACGCUGCGCGGAGACCCGGAGCGCGUCGAGGGCCUCGUGGCGGCGCUGCGGGAGGGAAAGCCCAUCAACGACUGGGGCGCCAGAGCCACCAGCGUCGAGGACGUGGACGCCGAGCGCGGCUUGGCGCUGGAGGCGCAUCAAGUGACCACCGCCACCGUGGACAACCACCGCUGGAACCCCAACUGCACCAUGUUCCUGUAG